Molecule: messenger RNA, 1706 nt
Organism: Neodiprion fabricii
Lineage: Eukaryota; Metazoa; Arthropoda; Insecta; Hymenoptera; Diprionidae
Product: obg-like ATPase 1
Exons: 12
Coding region: 144-1337 (397 amino acids)
Cellular component (GO): cytoplasm
Molecular function (GO): ATP binding; GTP binding; ATP hydrolysis activity
Source: RefSeq, a predicted model, not a curated record
CUCGACUGGUAGUGACGUCACCUCGAGCCUAUCGUUUCUCCGGAUGAAAAUAUUCUGUCUGCCGACGUGCGGCACGUUGUGCGCGAGGGCUGCAUUCACAACACAGUUACAGAAACGCCGGCUGUCUGGUACCCCGUGUCAGAAUGGCACCGAAGAAGGUUGAGGAACCGGAAAAGAAGCCGUUGAUCGGCCGCGUCGGCACCAAUCUCAAGGUCGGCAUAGUCGGGAUACCCAAUGUCGGGAAGUCUACCUUCUUCAACGUUCUUACCAAGAGUCAAGCCGCCGCUGAAAACUUCCCAUUCUGCACGAUUGACCCAAAUGAAAGUCGUGUACCGGUUCCGGAUGCGCGUUUCGACUACUUGUGCGAGUACUUCAAGCCUCCGAGCAAGGUUCCGGGGUUCCUCAACGUCGUCGACAUCGCUGGACUAGUUAAGGGCGCCGCCGAAGGCCAGGGGCUCGGAAAUGCCUUUCUGUCCCACAUCAGCGCCUGUGACGCCAUAUUUCAUCUUUGUCGAGCCUUCGAGGACGAUGACGUAACCCACAUCGAAGGCGAGGUCAACCCUGUCAGAGAUCUUGAGAUCAUCAGCGAGGAACUCAGGCUCAAGGACGUCGAGUUCCUCAAUGCCCAUCUCGAGAAACUUGAGAAAUUGGUUGUUCGGGGUAACGACAAGAAACUGAAGCCCGAAUACGAUACCCUCCUCAAGGUCAAAUCCAUUCUGGUUGACGAGAAAAAGCACAUCAGAUUUGCCGAUUGGAGUGCAAAUGACAUUGAAGUGCUGAACAAGUAUCUCUUCCUAACGUCGAAGCCGGUAAUCUACCUGGUGAACCUGUCCGAAAAGGAUUACAUCCGCAAGAAGAACAAGUGGCUAAUCAAGAUCAAAGAAUGGGUCGAUAAAAACGACCCCGGUUCCGCUCUGAUCCCGUUCAGCGGUGUGUUCGAGAACAAGAUCUUUGACAUGGAAGGUGAGGAGCGCGCCAAGUACUUCGAGGAGCACAAAGCAACCAGUGCGUUGGACAAGAUUAUCGUUCAAGGAUACAAGGCGUUGCAGCUUCAGUAUUUCUUCACCGCUGGUCACGACGAAGUCAAGGCUUGGACAAUCCCGAAAGGAGCGAAAGCGCCACAAGCUGCCGGAAGAAUUCACACGGAUUUCGAAAAAGGUUUCAUCAUGGCUGAGGUAAUGAAGUUUGACGACUUCAAAAACGAGGGAUCGGAAGCCGCGGUCAAGGCGGCUGGAAAGUACAGGCAACAGGGUCGAAACUACGUCGUAGAAGACGGGGACAUAAUUUUCUUCAAGUUUAAUGCGGGCGCGGGGCUGAAAGACGCCAAGAAGAAGUGAUGGCGCGCCUUUUUUGCACCGCUGCUGGUUCACCUCUACACCAGAGUUGAUCUUUUUUACAGCACCCACAGUCGCGAUUAUGCGAAUCGUUGGCUGAUCGGCUCGAUCAUGAGAUUAGUUUGAGAAUGCAUUUUUAAUUCUGUUAUGCGCGAGGUUCAAUUUUUCUUCACGCAUAAGUGCGAGGUAUCCAUUAAAAUUUUUUAUCACGCCGAGGUAAUAUUUUGAUCGAUAUUCUAACCAGCUAGCGGCAAUCCUCUACGCUCCAGAUAACGGAUAAGCGUAAUCCAAGUUGAAAAAAGGAUUAGCAUUUGUUUGUACUUUUCUGUAUUUAUUUCGAAAUCGUUAAAUAAAUUAAUGCUAUCGAAUUUU